AUGGAACAUCCAGGAUACACCGUCAUAUUUUAAUGUGUAUUUUAUUGUAUUAAUGACUUUUGUUUUUGCGUAUAAAUGACUUCAGGUCUACUAGCGAGAACUUCUGUUCUGAUAUGAAAGUUUGCCUUUAGAAAUGUGAAGCGACAGGUCAUAUUUCAUAAAUGUUCAUGUCUGCACAGGCAUUUUUCAACAUAAAUAUAGAAAACUCUGAUUUCUAUAUUGUAUAUUAAUAUUUACAUGUAUAGACAUGCGGUUUGCAGUCGAAAGUUCACACGUAUCAUAUAAAGAUUUUAAUGUAGGCCUAAGCGAUAUUCUGGUAUUUGCUAUCAUGCUGAUGUUGUGUGAAUGUUACAAACCAUGCAUAUGAUGCAUGGGAGAUUUUUGAUUUAGAUUUUAUUUUUUUACAUUUUAUUUACUUAUUUUGGAAUGUGUGGUUAAAGCAGUCUUUGGGAGGGCUUGGCAAAAUCGUUGCUGUAAUGCAACGGUGAUUUAGGAGGCUUGGCAACCAGAAUUACCGAUGAAUUUUCUAUCGAUCCUAACAAGCUGAGAUUCAUCUCUGACAGGGGUUGGGCCACACACGGCUUAAGCCAUUCUCUCAGUGCAGUUAAUGCGUUUAAAUUAUUUUCAGCAGCGUAAGAUGAAUUUAUUUAAGUUAGAAUUUCGACAUGGAUGCACGGUUAGCAACGCUCCUUUUUAUAAUUUCUUUAAAAGGAUCAGAAAAGAGGGAAGGGGGGAGAAGUCAUCUGAGCGACCCGCACACCGCCUGAUCAAAUAACGGCUACGGCUAAUUAUUAGGCUGUUUGGUGUUAUUAAGAUUAUUUUGCCCUGAUACAAUACACGUGCUAGUGGGAUAAAAGUUCGCAAUAUCUUAACACAACAAACUGCACAGAUUGUGUUGAGGGGGUGCUACGCCUACCACCAUUUCCUUAUCCGGGAAACGCAGGGAGCCACACCAUUGGCUCCCAGUGUCACAUGGAUUCUUAACUUUGUUCACUUGACAGAAAGUAGGAGGGUUUUAUGAAACAGGAAAACGGGUAAAGGGAUAGCAAUAAAUUUUAGUAUAUUUUGUGUGCAAUUCAAAGAAAUUAAUGGCCAUGAGUUCCUUUUUGAUCAACUCCAACUAUGUGGAUCCGAAGUUUCCUCCCUGCGAGGAAUAUUCGCAGAAUGACUACCUACCCAGCCACUCUCCGGACUACUACAGUGCUCAAAGGAGAGAGACUGCGUUCCAGGAUGAACCGAUGUACCACCAGCGGUCGGGCUGCGCCGAUCCGCCGUUCACGCCGUGCCAGGGUCCCGGGCACCCCACGGCAGUGAUGUCUCCAAGAGCUCAUGUCCUCCCCCAAACUGGGCUUUCAAAUCCGCUCCCUGAGACAAACAGCCAUCACUGCCACUCCGCCACCCCAAGCCCUCCACCCUCCGUCAACCAAAGCAACUCUUCGUCUAGUUCGUGCAAAGAUCCAGUGGUCUAUCCUUGGAUGAAAAAAGUACAUGUAAACAUCGUGAAUCCCAAUUACACUGGGGGGGAGCCCAAACGGUCGCGGACAGCCUACACGAGACAGCAGGUCCUGGAGCUGGAGAAAGAAUUUCACUACAACCGCUAUCUGACCCGCAGACGGCGCGUGGAGAUCGCCCACACCCUCUGUCUCUCCGAACGGCAAAUCAAAAUUUGGUUUCAGAACCGACGAAUGAAAUGGAAAAAAGACCACAAGUUGCCCAACACCAAAAUAAGGUCCACCAACUCCUCCAGCUCAAACACGAGGGAUAGCCAGACACAUGGAAACUCUCAGAGCCGAACCAGUGGACCUCCGUCAAGCCUAUAGCUCCCCGAUACCUCCAAACUCUCUGAAGGGGUGCUGAUACAGGCUACACGCUGAGCGAAAAACACUAUUUAUGAAAGGAAUGGGGUGAAGACUUUACUGAGACACAGAAAUGUGCUUUGAUGCGCCCACCCCAUACACUUUUUCGGCACUCCUAUCCUCUGUUCUCUCCAUCUAUUAAAACAGAAAGCAGCCGAUAGUAGUUUUCAGACCUGGUGAAGCUGGACCCGUACUUCAUCUGUAAUCAUGAAAACCCGAGACUCAUCUAUCAUGUUUACUCUACGGUACAAAGGAUGGACCGCGGGCCUGCAGUGUUGUGCUUAAUAAAUGAAUCCUGCUUGCGUUAAGAGCAGUUGUUUAGAAUCAGUUUCCACCACAAAUUAAAAUAGCCGAAAUCUAAAUAUUAUUUAUGAUUUUUUAGGACGUUUCUGGUGCCGUGCUUUAGUCUCGUUCGCUUACGUAUGACAGGCAGUUCUUGUCAAUUUUAGUUCAUUCCUGAUGCGACUUCUCCACCGUUAUGCGUUUGCAGAACUGAGCGUUGUUCAACUGAAGGAUACUGCAAUAAAAAAACGAGAUGUGCAAAAUGAAACGAACCUAAACAUAAACGAAGCCAAAUGCUGCACAUAGAUAUGUAUUUUCAAUAUUGCAGUAAAUUACUUCAAUAUUACAAUUACCUCGAUUGUGAUUAUGUUAUAGGUAUGUUUUGCUUUGCAUUUUGAAGCAUCACUUCACAUUUCAAUCGAUUGUCCUGGGAAGUACUCGGGAUUAGACUCGUGUUUGUUCAUUCCUUGUAAAUUAAAUAUAAUUCAAGUAAAUGUGCGCCCAGAUCUAUAAACUCCAAAGCCGCGUAGCCUAUAUUGCAUGGCUUAAGCAAAAUGAAUAGGCCUAUUUUCUCUCCUGUCUAUCCCGUACAGUUGCAGCAGAAAACACGCGCGUUUUCUCCUCCAAUUGUUUUAAUUUGGGGGAGUUAUUUUGUCGUUUAUAUUCCAAAGGAGAGUUAUGCCACAGCAGCUCAUAUUAAGAAAUGUUAUUUUCUUCCCUUAAUAAAGUGGCUCUUUUCACCUUGUUCCUCGUGCAUUUACCUUAAUAUUUGUAAAUAGAGACAGAAAAAAUAAAUAAAAAAAACAGUUUCUCCC
Anguilla anguilla (European eel) is the source of this 2953-nucleotide messenger RNA. RefSeq names its product homeobox protein Hox-B4a-like. The record is from RefSeq and is a predicted model, not a curated record. Gene Ontology annotation, molecular function: RNA polymerase II cis-regulatory region sequence-specific DNA binding; DNA-binding transcription factor activity, RNA polymerase II-specific. NCBI's taxonomy places the organism in Eukaryota, Metazoa, Chordata, Actinopteri, Anguilliformes, Anguillidae. Bases 1089 to 1820 code for a protein of 243 amino acids. The transcript has 2 exons. Gene Ontology annotation, cellular component: nucleus. Gene Ontology annotation, biological process: regulation of transcription by RNA polymerase II; anterior/posterior pattern specification; embryonic skeletal system morphogenesis.